UGUCUUCUUUUAAACUAAUAAAAUUGUCUCAGCGAAUAAAAAUUCAAACUUCUCAUUGCCCGGAUGUCGAAACUGACAACUGUCCGCCAUUUAAAUUUAAUCCAACCAGUUGUCGUUUCAUCUGUGUAAUUGUGAAAUUUGAAAACUCAAUUUGAAAAAAUGAACUGCGAAAUAUGUGCUAUGAAGUUUAGGAGAUUAAAAGACGUAAUACGACACGGGGCUAGUGAGAUGCAUAUUCAAUUCUUUUGCACCCCAUGUGCAUUGUCCCUUCCCAGUGUGUUUGAGGUUGUAGAACACAUUGCAAGUAAAGAACAUUCCAUCACGGCUCUGGCCACAGGUGUUCGUUUUGAUACAAUAGAUAGAUCUGAUUUUAUGAGCGCUUCCUUUCCCCCGCAUAAUUUAUGUCUGUUAUGUGGUUCUCGGGAUGGUACUCCAAAUAAUAACCAUUUGAAAACUGAUACCCAUAGAUAUAUGGCAUGGCUUUUGAGAACCAUGAUCACAAGUAAAAAGAUAUAUAAUUCUAAUUGGCGGGAUAGUUACAGUACUAGAUCAUUCAUAUGCAAAAUGAUCAAUGCAAAGCGUAAUACUCCUCUUGAUGACACAAGAUCCUUUUAUAUCUGUUCUUCACGAUUCGUUUGUGAACUGUGUAAUCUUCAUUUCCUUAAACAGGAAUAUCUCAAUGAGCACUUAGCAGAUCAAAGUCAUAUUAGAGUGGAGCAGUUUAUGAUGAAAAUAUCCCGUAUAGCAAAACGAAUCGAUGUUAUUGGAGCUGGAUCCGAUAUGAAUGCCACAAAAACGUUUAAUCGUUCACUCAGACCGUUAUAUUAUUGUGAAGUGUGCUGUAUGUGGAUUGAUACACAUUUUAAUUACAUUCAGCAUAGGAAAAGUAUUAAGCAUGAGAACGCUAGGUCACUUUUGAAACAAUCCAAAAAGAAGAAAACGGGUGAUAGUACGAUGGAUCGUGUUGUUACUGACCAUUAUUCAAAAUCUGUAACUGGAAAGCAUGGUCAGCACUCUGUGGGUAAAGAACUAGUAACGAUCAAGCAACACUCUCGGAAAAAUAAGAAUGACGUCAGUGAUUGUUGUGGUGAAAAAGCUUCUAAGAAGUUAAAAAAUUCUCAAUCACAUUCGAAGGACCAUUACUCUUCGGAGUGUGCAAAACGUAAAGAGAUAAUGAACGAGAUGGAGAAGGGGGAGGAUAAUUUUCGUGGCCAAGCUCGUGAAACUAUUUAUAAAAACUCUUCCUCUCUUGAUUCUGUAGUCUGUGAAACUGAAAGUCAUUUUCAAAAACAUUCAUUAAAAGCUUGUGUUGCUACGAGUUCUUCCCUUCAGCUUGGUAGUGAAACUGAUGAAAAUCCUCCUCGAUCGGAAAAUAAUCUUCGUGGCCAAGCUCUAGAAACUAUUUGUAAAGUCCCUUACGCUCUUGAUAUUGAAGUCAGUGAUAAUUUGAGGGUUGAUAAUUUUCAUAAACAUCCACUUAAAGCUUGUGGUGCUACGAGAAGUUCUUCCCUAGAGUUUGGUGCUGAAACUAGUGAAACUGAUGAAAAUCCUCCUCUUCGAUCGGAGGAUAAUCCUCGUGGCCAAGCUCUAGAAACUAUUUGUAAAGUCCCUUCCACUCUUGACAUUGAAGUCAGUGAAACUGAAUAUCAUUUCCAAAAACAUGCACUUAAAGCUUGUGGUGCUAAGAAAAGUUCUUCCCUACAGCUUGGUGCUGAAACUGAUGAAAAUCCUCUUCGAUCGGAGGAUAAUCUUCGUGGCCAAGCUCUAGAAACUAUUUGUAAAGUCCCUUCCACUCUUGAUAGUGAAGUCAGUAAAACUGAAUAUCAUUACCAAAAACAUGCAAUUAACGCUUGUGGUGCUACGAGAAGUUCUUCCCUACAGCUUUGUGCUGAAACUAGUGAAACUGAUGAAAAUCCUCCUCUUCGAUCGGAGGAUAAUCUCCUUGACAAAAUUCUAGAAACUAUUUGUAAAGUCCCUUCCACUCUUGAUAUUGAAGUCAGUGUAUCAUUUCCAAAUAUGAAGUCUGAAUAUCAUUUCCAAAAACAUGCAAUUAACGCUUGUGAUGCUACGAGAAGUUCCUCCCUACAGCUUUGUGCUGAAACUGAUGAAAAUCCUCCUCUUCGACCGGAGGAUAAUCUCCGUGACCAAGCUCUAGAAACUAUUUGUAAAGUCCCUUCCACUCUUGAUAUUGAAGUCAGUGAAACUGAAAAUCAUUUUCAAAAACAUGCACUUGAAAUUUGUCCAACUACGCUAAGUGUUGAAACUAGUGAAGCUGCUAAAAAUUCCCCUUCUCGGUUGGAAGACGGUAAAAUAGUUAGCCUCCGACUUAGUGUUGAAGACAGGGAUGAUGAUUUGUGUGAAGAACACUACUGUGAGUUAUGUGAUUUUCUAUGCUACAGCUCCAUGCAUUAUGACCAGCACUUGAUAGGGGAGCGACAUAAAAGAAUGAGAAGGUUGAUAAACAAGAAGGUGGGCUUCGAGACAAAGGAAUUAGAAACAUACGGCAAUUCACAUCCACAGCAAUACAACUGUGAAUUAUGUGACAUUUUUAAUCAUAGCUCUGAAGAAUAUGAAUUUCACUUGAAUAGUGCAAUACACAAGAAAAACAAAUGGUUGUUGUAUGUUUUGAGGCAGAGGCCUGUUUCAGUUGCUGUAAUGCGUUACUAAUUAACUUUUUUUGUCACGUCUGAAAAAUUUCUGAUAUGUUUAAAAUUACAAUUUAACUUCGAUUUUCAUCAAGUGCGUAAAAAUUAUUCGAAUUGAAUAACAGGCUUGAAAUUAAAUUAUUCUAGUUGAAUAAUAGCAAUGAUACAUUAAAAUAAGAUUAUUGCAGCAA
Molecule: messenger RNA, 2836 nt
Organism: Parasteatoda tepidariorum (common house spider)
Lineage: Eukaryota; Metazoa; Arthropoda; Arachnida; Araneae; Theridiidae
Molecular function (GO): nucleic acid binding; zinc ion binding
Source: RefSeq, a predicted model, not a curated record